UCACGCCUCCGAUGUGUGAAUCUUAGAUAUGAGGAGAUAAUACAGGAACAGCUAGUGUCAUGGGCAUACAUGACAACGAUCAGCCCUGAACUUUCAAACAACCUUGGCUACGAUGAAGGCGAAGACAUUCUGUAUUUUGUUGUAGGAGCAUCGCAACUUUGCCUUGUUCGUAUGAAAGACAUAGAGGUCGGCUUUGAAACAACUGUCCGAAACUGUUUAAAUGGAGGAAAUGUUGAUUCUGUGGCGCCUAAAUAUGAACAACGUGCGUGUAUAAUACCGAAUAACACUGAAACAGAUAUCCGUGAUGUUUUGUGUGGAAUAAAUAUACCAUAUCAAACUCCAAUUGCAGCUGUCGAUGCUAUUUUGGGUGUGGCCAUUCUAGAUGUUUACGAGACAAGACAAGCGGCUAUUUUGGAAACUGGUGGACACCAUGUAAUUGUUUAUAAUAAUGGUAUCAACAUCGGCCAAUGGAAUAUGAAAACUAUAAUACAAGAAGAAUAUUACUUUAGAGAGUAUCCGCCAUAUCAUAUAUGUUCUGAAAUGGUACAGCAGAUCAGAGUUCACCCAGAGGGUGAACAUAUUUACACGUUCACAAAUCGUCAAGUUGAAAAAUCACAAAACAUAACUGUUGUCGCAAAAUCUCCACUGUUUAACUGCACAGUAUACGUACAAGACUGUAAUGGGUGCCUGUAUAAUCCAGUCUGCGGUUGGUGCGAGCUACACAAUAGGUGUACUUUACAAACUCAGUGUUCGAGUGGAAAAUGGCUACGUCCAACAACGUCUGAAUUGCAGAAUAGAAUUGAAUUAGGAGUAAUUUACGAGCAUUGUAUCUAUAUUGACCUCGUGGGGAACUUCACAGUGCAGUUUUCCCCUAAAUCCGGACUUGCAACACACAAUGCAACACAGUUGAUGGUAAACGUCACCACCGAAAUUCCAUUACGCUUCUAUUUUGAUCAGCCAGCAGCGGUCUACGUGAGCAAUAAUAUAAUUUGUGGUGAUGUGCAGAUUUUAGAUAACACAUUUAGUGACGAUGAUUAUUCUUAUUACGAGUUCGGUUAUAAUGGUGAUUUACCCCCACCGAGGCGAAAAAGGAUCGUUAGCGGAGAACCGUUCAGCACAACCACACCAUCAUCACAUACAACAGAACCUCGAAGUUCCAGCAUCAGCACAACGUCGCCAUCUCAAACAAAAGUAAAAACUACUAGAUAUUACAGUUAUUCUUUAAUGUGUACAUUGGACCCACCGGGUAAUGAGCUGUCGUCUCCAGUCGCCGUCCAAAUAUUUAAUUUCCAAUUAUUAUCAGGAUCGUUCUGGCUUAACUCUACGGAGAGAUUUAGCUUUGUGGUACCUAAGUUGAGAUCCUUCGAUCCGAGGAAAGGGCCGCGCUCAGGAGGUACCGUUAUAGAAAUAACGGGUGAACAUUUACUAACUGGCAAUGACAUACACAUUGGAAUUGCGGGGACAGAGUGCCGUCUACUAGAAGAGUAUUCCAAUGAUACUCAGCUAAUUUGCAUAUCGGGAGCACAUUUGCCAAUACAGCACUUUGUGUCGAUCACAUACAAUGGUGGUUACGUAACGCAAUCGACACAGUUAUACGCCUACACCGAUGAUCCUGUAAUUGACACCAUAUUCCCACUAAGAACGUUCAUAAGUGGCGGAGAACUCCAAUACGUUACUGGUACGAAUUUAGAUUCUAUAGCACGCCCAGUGUUUGUAGUAGUACUAAUUAUCAACGACACAAUUGUCGACAGGUUCCAGUCGAUAUGUCAAGUUCAUAAUUCAACUACAAUGACCUGUCCGUCACCGGAGAUUAUAAUUAAUACCGAGUUUAACUCCACCCGGAAUAGACGUAGCCCCGUGGAAGAUAGUGAAAGUAUCGACGAUUACUGUAAAAUCAUACAAACGACGCGAGAUGGAGAACACAUUGAAUUUCGAAUCGGCUUUAUUUUAGAUGGCGUUGAAGCUUAUCAGUGGGAAAAUAUACAAAAUCAUCUUGACGAGAGAUUCACUACAAUUGUUGUCGCUCAGAACCCAGAGUACUACAUGUUUAUGAGUGAUAACAAUAUUGCCAAAUUUAACCCAAGUGAAGAGGACUAUCUGGUGAUUCAUGGAGAGCGACUAGACUGUGGUGCAUUGAAGUCUGACAUUGAUAUACACAUUGGUACGGCGUUCUGCAGUGUUGUCUCACUGUACCGAACCCAGCUGACUUGUAAACCACCGCCCACGAUGCCUCCAAGUAGAAGCGAAUUUGCUGCCUCUCAUGGAUUCCCACAUGUAAUGGUGAAAGUCGGGCAGUACAGUGCCAACACCCACUUAAUAGGAUACUUGAAGUACGUUGAUGAUGAGUUUACUCUCGAACCGUGGAUUAUUGCCAUAACUGUAGUUGUAGUUUUACUACUGCUCAUAGCAGUCGCUGUAAUUGUAUUAUAUAUUAUAGACGUGCAAGGACACCUCAUCCGUCCCUUACCGGAAAAUCUAGGAUGCGCCCACACGAGACAAAUGAUUACCAACCAGCUGUUGCCUUCAUACAAGGAAAGGACGAUUCGGAUGAACCAACCAUCUACUACAUGCCCCCAGAUUCCACAGGUUACCAAAAGCGUAUAGGUAUUAUGGAUCAACUGGACGAAGAUCUGCGCAUCAGAGUGCAGGAUACUCUUAUUGAAAAUCAUCUAUUGAGCCUUCGAAAUAAUGACGUCAUUGGCAAAGGUCAGUUUGGACGAGUUGUCCUCGG
Molecule: messenger RNA, 2731 nt
Organism: Saccoglossus kowalevskii
Lineage: Eukaryota; Metazoa; Hemichordata; Enteropneusta; Harrimaniidae
Product: hepatocyte growth factor receptor-like
Biological process (GO): cell surface receptor protein tyrosine kinase signaling pathway; multicellular organism development; semaphorin-plexin signaling pathway
Cellular component (GO): plasma membrane; semaphorin receptor complex
Molecular function (GO): protein binding; transmembrane receptor protein tyrosine kinase activity; ATP binding
Source: RefSeq, a predicted model, not a curated record